Messenger RNA from Naumovozyma castellii, 546 nucleotides. It is a transcript of the gene NIP7, whose product is annotated as ribosome biosynthesis protein NIP7. The record is from RefSeq and is a predicted model, not a curated record. Lineage: Eukaryota; Fungi; Ascomycota; Saccharomycetes; Saccharomycetales; Saccharomycetaceae. Bases 1 to 546 code for a protein of 181 amino acids. The transcript has a single exon.
AUGAGACAACUAACAGAAGAAGAAACGAAAGUAGUUUUUGAGAAAUUAGCAGGUUACAUCGGUAGAAAUAUAUCGUACCUGGUAGACAAUAAAGAAAAUCCACAUGUAUUUAGACUACAGAAGGAUAGAGUUUACUAUGUUCCAGAAAAUGUGGCAAAAUUGGCUACUUGUGUAGCCAGACCUAAUUUGAUGUCCCUAGGUAUCUGUUUGGGGAAGUUCACCAAGACUGGAAAGUUUAGAUUACAUGUCACUGCAUUGUCUGUUCUUGCAGAACAUGCAAAAUAUAAGAUUUGGAUCAAACCAAAUGGGGAAAUGCCAUUCCUAUAUGGUAAUCAUGUAUUAAAGGCUCAUGUAGGUAAGAUGUCUGAUGAUAUUCCAGAACAUGCAGGUGUCAUUGUCUUUGCUAUGAACGAUACUCCACUAGGGUUCGGUGUUAGUGCAAAGAGUACUGGGGAAGCUAGAAAUUUACAACCAACGGCUAUCGUUGCAUUCAGACAGGCAGAUAUUGGUGAAUAUUUGAGAGAUGAAGAUACAUUGUUUACUUAA